GAAAAGUUGAGGUUACAUGUUUAAAAACAACACUUUAAUUUUUAAUUCAAAUAACUUUUAAGUUAUUAUUGUUAAAUAUUAACCGUUUUUCAAUUAAUAGAAGCUAACAUAAUUUCAGAAAUGAAACUUCUUACUCACAAUAUGCUUACCUCCAAAUGUAUGAAGGGAGUAAGUGUUGGGUACCCUUUAAAAAUAAAUGCACAAGAAGUAAAAGUAUCUGAAGUAGAAUUUAAUCCAGAGUUUGUGUCAAAUAUGAUUCCCAGAUUAGAUUGGCCUGUAUUAUAUGAAGCAGCAAAAAGUGUGGGAAAACUGGAAGAUCUUCCUGAACAAAUAAUAGAAAAUUUCAAAGAUGAUGAAGAUUUUUUGAAAAAGGUCCAUAAAGUUCUUCUGGAAGUAGAUAUUGUCACAGGAGAAAUGAUAUGUCCGGAAACGGGUCGGAAGUUUCCUAUUAAUAAUGGCAUUCCAAAUAUGCUUCUGAAUGAGGAUGAAAUUUAAUUAUGUAUUAUUUUAAUAUUUUUUUAUAACACAGAUUUUUAUAAUUGUUAUCAAUUAAAUAAUUACUUCAUCA
Messenger RNA from Diabrotica balteata, 568 nucleotides. NCBI's taxonomy places the organism in Eukaryota, Metazoa, Arthropoda, Insecta, Coleoptera, Chrysomelidae. The record is from the annotation of a GenBank genome assembly.